This is a messenger RNA of Asterias rubens (European starfish), 1764 nucleotides long. RefSeq lists its product as uncharacterized. Lineage: Eukaryota; Metazoa; Echinodermata; Asteroidea; Forcipulatida; Asteriidae. Gene Ontology annotation, biological process: pseudouridine synthesis; protein processing. Gene Ontology annotation, molecular function: serine-type endopeptidase activity; RNA binding; protein binding. The transcript has 10 exons. Gene Ontology annotation, cellular component: trans-Golgi network; Golgi membrane. The coding region runs from base 1 to 1068 and encodes 355 amino acids. The record is from RefSeq and is a predicted model, not a curated record.
AUGACUUGGGAGGUUGGAUGGUUUGGUUUAAUGAAAGAACAAAAACGUCAAGACCAGGACCACAGCCAUCACAAGACGAAAGGAAUCUCACAGCCAUCCAAGCGACUUCGGAUUGGACAUUGUGGAACGUUGGACAUGAACGCCUCAGGUGUCUUGGUGGUUGGAGUUGGGACAGUCAUGGCACACGCUGUGCAGGAGAGGUGGCUGCCGAAGCCAAUAAUGGUAUAUGUGGUGUUGGAGCAGCCCCCGAGGCAAGCAUUGGAGAUCACUACGGACAUCCGUGAUGGUUGCAUUGAUAAUUUCAUCGGGACAUCCAGUGCAGCCCCACUAGCAGCAGACCAGUGUUCUCACUAUCACGAAAAUCUCCUACCAAGCCCCCUGCGUGGCGACGUCUCCCUGACGAUCUGGUCCCCGCAGGGCACCCCCUCCGAGCUCCUCUCGACCCGCAAGAACGACAACACCACUCAGUCAGUGGACGAGUUUCCUUUCAAGUCGGUACGGAACUGGGGCGAGAACCCAAACGGGGUGUGGCACCUGGAGGUAGAGCAUCACCACACCCCACCGGGGGUCCAGUCGCAGGAGGAGGACCUUCCUGAUAUUCCGAGGGGAAGUAGUAAGGUGGCUCGAUUCACCAGCUUCCAGCUGGUGUUGUACGGGACUAAUGAUGAUGCUGACCUGACAACAACUAACGAGGAAAACCCAGCCGUGAACCCUGAUCUUUCAGGACAUAUUGAAGACAAAGUGGUCGUUGACCUUUAUAACAAAGAGCAGCUAGAUGAUGAAGAGAUCAUUAUUGACAAGGAUAAUUUAGCCAAAGGAGUAGAAGCACCUCCAAAUACAAAACACAACUUGGACGAUGAGGAUUAUCGCACCAUCAUAGACACCCCUAUGGACUUGAACACAGUCCGAGAGCAACUUGAAGGAAUGAUCUACCAAGACCCCAUGGAGUUCUGUAAAGACGUACGCCUCGUCUUCACCAACUCAAAAAGCUACACCCCAAACAAAAAAUCUAAGAUCUAUUCCAUGACGUUACGUUUAUCAGCACUCAGCUCUCAGCAUUAUGUUUAAAUGAUUAGACGUUUUAUCCAUUGGCAUGCCAGUCACUCUGGGUUUGCACUGUUUUCAUCAUUUAUUGAUAAAUAUUUUAGCUUUUCAUUUGUGUGUUUUCAUUGCUUGAUUCUAUAUGUUUGUAUACUAUUGAUUGUUUUUGUGUCUUAACAAGUCUUUUAUGUGUGUCUUGAUACUGGCAAUGAUUAUGCUUUUAAUUGUUUUUCAGUUUUCAAAAAAAUUAAUAUCCAUGACUUGUUACUAUUAUGUUUACAUUAACAUUUCCUUUCCAUUCCUCGCCCAUCCACCGAAGCCUCGUCCUCUAACAGCGAAGCCUCGUCAUCUCACAGCGAAGAAGACAAGGAGACAGAGAGCCCUACUCGUGCGGGGCCAUCCAGGGUGGGGCCAUCCAGGGCAGGGUCAUCCAGGGCGGGGUCAUCUAGGGCGGGGCCAUCCAGAGAGAACUCAGCCAGCGUCGCCAGACCUAGUACUUCAAGACAGUUAAAUGCCAAAGAAAGUCCAACCAGUACCAGACUAAGCGCCAAGAACAUUCCGUCCAAGAGUAAAAACUCAGCUGCAUUACAUGGUGUGGUCUAUCAUUCAUACCUGCGUCUCAACUCUCACAAGAAUGUUGAAGGUCGUCAGGAGGUCGUCGACCAGAAAGACCUAGGACCACUGAUUGACAGGGCAUGUGCCAAGUGCCGUCACGAUGGACUU